AUGGCUGACGCUUUGAAGGCAGAGGGCAAUAAGGCCUUCUCUGCUAAGGACUAUCCUACAGCUAUUGAGAAGUUCACACAGGCUAUUGAACUUGAGCCUAGCAACCACAUUCUAUACUCCAACCGGUCAGCGGUCUACGCUGCGCAGUCAGAUUAUCAGAAAGCUCUGGACGAUGCCAACAAGGCCAUUGAUAUCAAGCCGGACUGGUCGAAGGGUUACAGCCGUAAAGGAGCCGCUUGCCGUGGUCUUGGAGACCUCUUGGGUGCUCACGAUGCCUACGAAGAAGCUCUGAAGCUCGAUCCUAGCAACGACCAGGCUAAGUCCGGUCUCAACGCUGUGAAGAGAGCCAUCGAUGGGGAAGCUCGGGCCGACGGUGUCGACCCUGCCGCUGGUUUGGGUGGAAUUUUCAACGACCCUCAGAUGUUCCAGAAAUUAGCCAGCAACCCCAAGACCUCCCACCUUCUCGCAGACGCCGACUUUAUGGCGAAACUCCAGCGCCUUCAGCAAAACCCCAACAGCAUGAGCCCGCAGGAGAUUCAGGAUCCCCGUUUCUUACAGGUCAUGAGUGUGCUGCUGGGAAUCGACAUGAGCUUUGGAGCUCCCCCGGAGGCCGCUGGUUCCUCUCAGGCUGCUGCGGAAGCUGAGGAGGACGUGCCGAUGCCCGAUGCGAAGCCCGCUGCUGCUGAAAAGAAGAAGGAACCCGAACCAGCACCCCAGCCUGAGCCUGAGCCCGAGGAUGAGGAGACUAUUGCGAAGAAGAAGGCCCAGGAAGCUGGUGACGCCGAGAAGAAGAUCGGCAACGACUUCUACAAGAAGAAGCAAUUCGAUGAGGCUAUUGAGCACUACAACAAGGCCUGGGAGCUCAACAAAGACAUUACAUACUUGAACAACAUCGGUGCCGCCAAGUUCGAGAAGGGUGAUUUCCAGGGUGCCAUUGAGAUCUGUCAGAAGGCCGUUGAAGAAGGCCGCGAACUUCGGGCGGAUUUCAAGGUCAUCGCCAAGGCCUUCGCGAGAAUCGGUACCGCUUAUGAGAAGCUUGGUGAUUUCACACAAGCUAUCGAAUACUACCACAAAUCCCUGACUGAACACCGCACUCCCGACGCUCUCACCAAGCUCCGCAACGCAGAAAAGGCCAAGGCCAAGGCCGAGAAAGAGGCGUACAUCGACCCCGCCGAGGCAGAAAAGGCUCGCGAGCUCGGCCAGAAGAAGUUCCAGGAGGCAGACUGGCCUGGUGCUGUGGAGGCCUUUACCGAGAUGACCAAGCGUGCUCCUCAUGACCCCAGAGGGUUCUCGAACCGUGCCGCUGCCCUCAUCAAGCUUAUGGCUUUCCCUCAGGCCGUUCAGGAUUGUGACGAGGCUAUCCGCCGUGAUCCCAAGUUCAUCCGCGCCUAUAUUCGCAAAUCUCAGGCUCUGGUUGCUAUGAAGGAAUACAGCAAGGCCUUGGAUGCCUGCACGGAAGCCGCAGAGCAGGAUGACGGAACCCACACUCGGGAGAUCGAUCAGCAGCAGCAAAAGUGCCUGGAGGCUCAGUUCAGCGCUCGUGCUGGCGAGACGGAGGAGCAGACCAUGGAGAGAAUCCAGAACGACCCCGAGAUCAUGUCGAUCCUUCAGGACCCAGUCAUGCAGAGCAUCCUCCAGCAGGCCAAGAGCGACCCUGCUGCCCUGCAAGAACACAUGAAGAACGUCCAGGUUCGGACGAAGAUCCAGAAACUCAUGGCGGCUGGUGUCAUUCGUCUCGGUCGGUAA
Messenger RNA from Aspergillus lentulus, 1746 nucleotides. RefSeq names its product Hsp90 cochaperone STI1 (gene sti1). The record is from RefSeq and is a predicted model, not a curated record. Gene Ontology annotation, molecular function: Hsp90 protein binding. NCBI's taxonomy places the organism in Eukaryota, Fungi, Ascomycota, Eurotiomycetes, Eurotiales, Aspergillaceae.